CUACCUAGUGCAAGAAUUUGCAAACUGCCGCACCUCGAAAUGAAGCAAUCUAUACUAUAGAACUUUCUGCAUUCGAGCUGAGGAAACAUGUGAAUGAGAAAGGUUUCAGAGCGCAUUCGUUCACAUAUCGCAAGCUUUCCGUCAAUACAACAUCAGUGCGAGCAGUGCCAAAUUUAGGAUCAGGCGUUUCGGCCUUCCUUUGUUGACCUGCACUUACCAACCAUACGAUGGUGCCACUGCCGAGUGGUAUGAAUCUCAGAAAUUCACGCCGAUUUUGUUCCGGAGCUUCAUGUUAGUGGAAGUGUGUUAGUGUGAGUGUGUGUGUGUGUUCGGAUGUAGACGAAUUCUCCGAUUUAGGGUUGGCGCUGGCGGAGGUCGUAAUUGUGGUGAAGGAGGAGGUUUGGAAUCCGUGUGGAAAUGGUGACAAUGUCGACCGUGUCGCGUGCGGGGCCGCUGUUCGUAGUUCCUCUGUCGUCUUUCUGUGCGUGGUACGCCGUGAGGUCACGUCCGAGGCAUGGGCUACUGAAACCGCAGCUCUGUUUGGAUUCUGCCGCGGUAGCUCAUGGCUCGAGGGGAUUGUGCUCCUCACCUGGAAGUUCGUGCAGCGCUUCGGGUUUCAACCAUGCGCUGGAAACACCGCGAAACCGGAGGCGGAAGGGGUCGCUGCGGUGGAAGGACCAGCGUAAUUGGACGCGCACAUACGCGGUUCGGAAUUUGGGAUGGGAUGCAGAUCAAUCACCUUAUGAAACUUUAGGAGUUGAAAGGGACGCAGACGAGAAUACGAUUAAAGGAGCAUACCGUCGAAUGGCCAAGCAGUUCCACCCCGACGUGUACAACCAAAGGAGUGGUGAACUCAAAAAAGGAGAGACUCCAGAAUCUUACUUUAUUCAGAUCCAGGCGGCAUAUGAACUGCUUAUGGACCGUGACCAGCGCCGACAAUAUGAUAUCGACCAUCGAACGAACCCCUUGAAGGCGUCGUCUGCUUGGAUGGAUUGGGUGAUUAAGAAGAGGAAGAGUUUUGAACAAAGAGGGGAAAUGGCGGCAUCUGCAUGGGCUGAGCAACAGAUGCGUGAGUUGAAUCUGAAAGCUCGUCGUGCCGCCCGAGACAAGGUGGAUCCGGAAGAAGAGCGUCGCAUCCUUGCUCGUGAGAAGGCUGCAUCUGUAGCGAACUUCGAGAAUACUAUCAGGCGACAAGCACUCGUAUUGAAGAAGCGGGACAUAAUGAAUAGGAAGGCACGAGAAGAAGCACAGAAGAAGCUGGUGCAACAACUUUUGGAAGCCGAAGGGCUUGAGCUUGAUGACGAGCACUCGUAGGUACAAUCCAAUUCUCUGGUUUGUGGGUUUGUAAUGUAUAUUAUUCCACCUGUUUAGAAUAUCCUCAUUUACUUUAUUGCUACAAUGCAUAGCUUGUAUUUUACUAUUUAGCUUGUCUGUUCUGUAGCCAUUGAACUGGCACAUUGUUCAAGUAUGAUACAUGAAAAUGAAGCGCGACCAAGAAGUUUGCAGCAGUUGACUAAUUACAGCAUGACAAUAAUUCAGUGCCUCGUUCAA
Molecule: messenger RNA, 1551 nt
Organism: Physcomitrium patens
Lineage: Eukaryota; Viridiplantae; Streptophyta; Bryopsida; Funariales; Funariaceae
Source: RefSeq, a predicted model, not a curated record